CUGAGGUGCUGUAUAUAAGCAGUGAAGAUGGCUAAGGAGGAUCCCUGUGGGCAACUCAUUGACCAUUCCCACAUCCCUGACUUUGAGGUCCGGCUGGUGGUGAAAAUCUCCUUGACUGUAAUCUAUGGGAUUAUUUUCCUGGCUGGCAUUGUGGGGAACAGUGUAACAAUCCAGACCACCAAGUUGCUGAGGGACAAAGGUUACCUUCAGAAGGGAGUGACGGACCACAUGAUCAGCCUGGCCUGCUCUGACCUGCUGGUCCUUCUGCUGGGGAUGCCAGUGGAGUUAUACUCAGUCAUCUGGUUUCCCUUCUCCUCCUCCUAUGGGAAUGUCACCUGUAAGGUGUACUGCUUCCUUUUCGAGGCCUGCAGCUAUGCCACCAUCUUCCAUGUGGCCACUCUCAGUUUUGAGCGAUACAUGGCAAUUUGUCAUCCCUUCCGCUUCAAGGCUGUGUCAGGCACAUGGAUGGUGAAGCUGAUGAUUUGCUUUGCUUGGCUGACCUCUGUGUGUGUGGCACUGCCCUUGAUUUUUGCCAUGGGGGCAGAAUAUCCUCUGAGCCCUAUGUCUGGUCGGCACUCACGAUGCAACACCUCCACAUCAUUUCAUAUGAAUGGCAACUUUACCCUGUGCACCAACCUCCAUUCUAAGUGGCUUGCAUUUCAGGCCAGCAUCUUCAGCGCUUUUGCAAUCUACAUAGUUGUGCUGGUCUCUGUGGCUUUUAUGUGUCGCCGAAUGAUGGUCAUUUUGAUGGUGACGAAGAAAGGAACAAUCACUGUGAAGGGUCAGCCUGGCACUAGUGUGACCACUGAAAUGAGGACAAGUGACCGCUCCGAAGCCAGAUCUGCCCGCAAACAGACAACAGUCUUCUUAGGCCUCAUAGUUCUGACUCUUACUUUCUGCUGGAUGCCCAACCAGGUUCUCCGCAUCAUGGCAGCCAGUGUACCCAAGCAGGAAUGGACAGUCCACUACUUCCGGGCCUACAUGACGCUGCUCCCAGUCGCUGACACCUUCUUCUACCUCAGCUCUGUGGUGAAUCCACUCUUAUACAAUAUUUCUUCCAAACAAUUCCGAGACGUUUUCCUUCAGGUCCUUCGUUGUCACCUGACACUGGAGCAUGUCAACGUAGAAAAGCUCCGCAGAGCUCACUUAAACUCUGCUGCCAGCGCUAACUACAAGCGGCCUCUGAUCUCCAUGUCCUUUAAAAGACACAGCAUGGCCACCCACCAGAACUCAUGCCAGACUUCUAGGAAGCAACCCGGGCAGGAGAGCAGAGGAGUGCCAAUGACCUCACAGCAAGAUCACACAGGAAUAAUGGUGCAGGCGACAUCUGGCAGGAAUGGCCUUUGUGAAAGUGAAAUCUGAGGCAUUCUGAUCCGAGCAUUCACGAGCCUUGUGACACACAAGAGCAAAGUCACCGGGAAUAAUCUACUUGUGCUUUUUAUUGUCAUUACAUUUAUCUAUAGAGCCAACAUAUUUCAUAGCAAAGGACAAAGAAAGAGUGAAGACAAGCAGCAUAACACACAAGUCAGACACUGGGUGAGAUACAAGAUGGAGACAGGGACGCGGGGACGUACAUGGUGGGAAGAAAUGCGCGGACGUACAAAAUGGUGGGAAGGGACACGGGGACAUAGAACAUGGUGGGAAGGGAUGCGGAAAUGUAGAACAUGGUGGGAAGGUGUAUGAGAAAACAUAAAAAUACAAUGGGAAGAGGCAUGACUGGAGACAUUGCUAUGUCUUAAGGAUGUGUUUUUGUGCUGGAUCUCAAUGGCAAAGAAUGGAUUAGUAUACUGCAGAUACAUGGAAACAAUGUCCCUAAUAAAAUUUCAUAAUGGUCUUCUGACGUUAUUUCGAUUGACAAAAUUACAGAAUCAAUCAAGCCAGAGAUAGUGUAGGCGAGAGAGUGAUACACAGCCCCAUUAUUCUGAGCAAUUCCUACUUCCAACAUUGGCAGCAUGUAGCUCAUGAAGUUAGUCAUGUGUCCACAGUUGGCCUGGUGGGUAAAAGGGGCGAUUUAUUAGAGUUUCAGGAAUGGACGAUUAUUGGUUUUCGGGGCCCAGGGUGGCGGUAUUUCUGACAACGUGCAGUGUAAACAGUUCUCUGCUGCUGUGGUGAAAGUAUAUGGAGUGGACAAAUGGCAGCAAUGUAAAUAAGACAUGUUAAAAACUGUUGUGACCACGUGCCAUUGAAGGGAGAAUUGAACGUCAGCUAUGAAGGUGCGCGAGGGCAGGCUGACACGCUACAGUGGAGCAGCUAACUGCUAAAAUGAACUAGAUGCAUGUCUUACAGACUAGUUCAGAGAACCCUAUUGCGUAUGGUGCUCCGGAGCAGAUGGAAAGUCCCUGCACCUCUGAAGCCUUUUCU
This is a messenger RNA of Bufo bufo (common toad), 2361 nucleotides long. RefSeq names its product G protein-coupled receptor 39 (gene GPR39). The coding region runs from base 28 to 1362 and encodes 444 amino acids. Gene Ontology annotation, cellular component: membrane. Gene Ontology annotation, biological process: G protein-coupled receptor signaling pathway. The record is from RefSeq and is a predicted model, not a curated record. Lineage: Eukaryota; Metazoa; Chordata; Amphibia; Anura; Bufonidae. The transcript is spliced from 2 exons. Gene Ontology annotation, molecular function: G protein-coupled receptor activity.